AUGUCGGUGCGCUCGUUCUACCUCGUGCUUGCGUGCGCCGCUUGCGCCUACUGUAACGACCAAAACACAGAAGAUAUAAUACAAAAUACAGAUAUAAAACCGGAGAGUCUGUACGCAACAAAUAGCACGAUACAUACUAAUGAUGACGAUAAUACUCUAGCCACAGAAAAAGAUGUUGAUGGGACGAAUGGAGAUGUUAUAUACCAUCUCAGUGAUGAAGAAUACUACGCCAUGCCGCGUCUGUUUGACCUUGACGAGUUCCCAGGAUGUCUGGCAACACGAGGAGCUUACUGUCUUGGCAGCUUUGAGCUCACCGCCACCACUGACCAUCCUCUAUUUCGGACCAUGAAGCAAUAUUCAGCUAACUGGGUGGACAACUUUAACCAUACUCGCCUUCAUCGAGGUGUAUGUCUGCCACGAUCAUGUCAACAAUAUCAGAGUUCUUCCUUGGAGAUGUGGUUCGAAACUUGUGUGAAUGCAAGCACCACAUCUUCUUACAACCUGUCCGCCAGGUUAUAUAAAUUGGAAUACUGCACUAGAGGUACCGAAUAUACACCUCUGAGUGGGAAUGAACAAGCGUUCGCUGCUGUGUUCGCGGCUCUCUUAGCCUUUACGAUCAUCAGUACUGUUCUUGACCUGACACUCUCAUCUCAUGUCAAGAAAGGUUGUGGUUGGGCUUUGUCGUGGUCAUUACGUCAAUCGUGGCGAUCCCUAGUAACACCUGCACCAGUGACCCGGGACCUGGACCUUCGAUCCUUUGACGGUCUACGGGUCUUCUGUAUGCUAUGCGUCAUCAUCGAACACGUUUGUUGGCUCGGAACUAUAUCUUAUGUUGAAGAUACGAGGAUAUUUGAACAGUUGCGUCAUGAGGGUGAUGUGAUCCUGAUGACAAACAGUACGCUGGUAGUCCAGAUAUUUUUCUUGAUGGCAAGCUUCCUUCUCGCCCACAAAAUAUUGGAACAAAAGAACCAUCUACCACCGUUCAGCACAUUUUUCGACACUAUGAUUAACAGGAUCAUUAGGGUGAGUCCCAGUUAUUUCAUGGUUUUAUGGUUUGCGUCGUCGUGGUGGUGGCGGCUUGGACGUGGCCCGAUGUGGACGCCUCUUGUCACCGCUGAAGCUCAAAUCUGUCGCAAAAAAUGGUGGACUCACCUUCUAUACCUCAACAAUGUUGUCAUGAAGGACGACAAGUGUCUUAUACAGACCUGGUAUCUGGCAGCCGACAUGCAGUUGUAUGCUCUGUCACUGGCAUUGACACUUCUAUUACGAGGUCGACGUUGUGCUGUUCGAUUGCUGAUUGUACUCUUCGGUGUCGUCUCUGCAACGUUGGCGAUACUAGCUUAUAUGUGGAAACUCGUGCCCACCUUCGUCCUACACAAUCCAGAGUCCGUUCGUCUGCAGUACAGCGGAGAGGCAUCUUUUAACUGGUUAUAUCAGUCUCCUUUGGGUAAUGCGCCAGGAGCGCUAGCCGGCCUGCUGUUGGCACAUGCUCAACGCCGACUGCCACGCUCCGGCCUACUCGAACACCAGUUAUUUCGAUGGCUGUCGGUGGCGGGGGCACCGGCUGCUCUGUGCUGGGCGGCGUUAUCUCCGAUAUCUUUAGGAGCUGGUCCACCUAACAGACUCGUAGCGGCGUUGCUGGCAGCCUGGGAGCGACCCAUUUUUCUGCUCUGCGUCACUGUGGCACUCCUCGGAGCUAUACACGGAAUCAAGUCGCUAUUGUUCAUCUUACAAAAUUACCAACAGUGUCACUCUUUGCUUCUCCUUAUUCUAGCUCCAUGGCGAACGUGGCUGUCUCAUUCCUCGGCGGCGUUAGCUCGUCUGUCUUUCGGGGCGCUGCUACUACACAUGCCGCUGAACAAAGCUCUGUUGGGGUCAAGACUCACUCCCACACAGCUCGACAGACACUACGCGAUAUAUGGGUGGUUUGGUGUCGCGGUGGUGUCGUAUGCAGCUGCUUUACCACUAGCUCUGCUCGUAGAGCUGCCAGUGCAACGACUCUACAAAGAAUUGACCCUCAUGAUCCGGAAGAAACCACCGAGUUCACACAACAAUAACAAAAUAUCAUCCUUGGAUAAGACAGAAUUUUGUUCGACUGAACAUUGUAAUAAAUAA
This is a messenger RNA of Danaus chrysippus (African queen), 2115 nucleotides long. NCBI's taxonomy places the organism in Eukaryota, Metazoa, Arthropoda, Insecta, Lepidoptera, Nymphalidae. The record is from the annotation of a GenBank genome assembly.